AUGAGCUUUGGGAUACCACUCGAGAACGUUGAGAGUUCACCCAUUUAGACUAUCUGACCUUGUCAAACAAUUGCAAAAAUGGGUGCUACUCUUCUUCAAUCAACACCAUUCUUGAGAGUUCUCUUCGCAAUGGCGACAUUUUGCCUCUUCCUUGGCCUUGUCAUAGCCAAGGACGGAAGUGUAACAAGGCAUUACAAAUUUGAUAUAAUGUUGCAAAAUGUGACAAGAUUGUGCCACACCAAGAGCAUAGUGACAGUAAAUGGGCAGUUUCCGGGACCGCACAUUGUGGCUAGGGAGGGGGACACACUUCUUAUCAAAGUCGUUAACCAUGUUCAAAACAAUAUCUCCAUUCACUGGCAUGGCAUUCGACAGCUUCAAUCCGGUUGGGCUGAUGGACCAGCAUACAUAACUCAAUGCCCCAUACAAACUGGCCAGAGCUAUGUGUACAACUACACCAUUGUUGCGCAAAGGGGAACUCUCUUUUGGCAUGCCCAUAUCUCAUGGUUAAGAGUCACUGUCCAUGGUCCUAUAAUCAUCCGUCCCAAACAUAAUGUCCCUUACCCAUUUGCCAAACCCUACAAGGAGGUUCCCAUCAUCUUUGGAGAGUGGUUCAAUGCUGAUCCUGAGGCUGUGAUUAGCCAGGCUUUGAAAACAGGUGGUGGCCCAAAUGUCUCUGAUGCUUAUACCAUCAAUGGACUUCCAGGGCCAUUAUAUAACUGCUCCAAGAAAGACACGUUCAAGCUGAAUGUAAAGCCAGGGAAGACAUACCUCCUCCGAUUCAUCAACGCUGCACUCAACGAUGAGCUCUUCUUCAGCAUCGCCAACCACACACUCACCGUGGUCGAAGCUGACGCGGUCUACAUAAAACCAUUCGAAACAAAAACACUUCUCAUAACUCCAGGCCAGACCACAAACGUCCUUCUCAAAACCAAACCCUACUUCCCCAACGCCACAUUCCUCAUGGCCGCCCGUCCCUACGCCACCGGCAGCGGCACCUUCGACAACACCACUGUCGCUGCUAUCCUCGAAUACUACGAAUCCCCAUCCAUCUCCCAAAAAAUGCUUCCACUCUUCAAACCAACUCUCCCUCCUCUCAAUGACACAUCUUUCGCCGCAAACUUCACAAGCAGGCUUCGUAGCUUAGCGAGUUCCCAAUACCCUGCUAAUGUGCCUCAAAAUGUCGAUAAUCGCUUCUUUUUCACAGUUGGUUUGGGAUCGAACCCAUGUGACCAAAACCAGACAUGUCAAGGUCCAAAUGGAACUAAAUUUGCAGCUUCAGUGAAUAACAUCUCUUUUGUAAUGCCAACCAAGGCUCUCUUACAAUCUCACUUUUUCGGGCAAUCGAAUGGGGUUUAUAGUCCUUACUUUCCGAUCAAUCCGACACAUUGGUUUAACUAUACAGGGACUUCUCCGAACAAUACUAUGGUGGGUAAUGGGACUGAGGUUUUGGUGCUGCCUUUUAAUACUAGUGUGGAGUUGGUUAUGCAGGAUACAAGCAUUCUUGGAGCUGAGAGUCACCCUCUUCAUCUUCAUGGGUUUAAUUUCUAUGUUGUUGGACAAGGUUUUGGGAACUUUGAUUCGAAUAAGGAUCCUAAAAUGUUCAAUCUUGUCGACCCUAUGGAAAGGAAUACGGUGGGUGUGCCCGCUGGAGGGUGGGUUGCCAUUCGAUUUUUGGCAGAUAAUCCAGGGGUAUGGUUUAUGCAUUGUCACCUAGAAGUCCACACGAGCUGGGGAUUGAAGAUGGCGUGGCUGGUCCUAGAUGGAAAGCUUCCUAAUCAAAAGCUGCCUCCUCCACCAGCAGAUCUCCCCAAAUGUUGAUCUCAACUCUAUCACUUCUGAGUUCCACUAUAUGAGCAAAACAUUUUCUUGAUUUUAUUUUAUUUUGUUUUAUUUUUUCUCAUUUCAAUUUAAGCUAAAUUGCUGUUUUCAUCACUUUUGGGUUUAACCCAUGAAUUAUUUUCGGCUGUUCAACCUUGUAGAAGAGUGGAGCAUUUUUUGUCUGUAACUUUUGGAAUUCAACUUGUUUAUGCAAGGUGGCCACAAUAUUGUAAUUUUAUUUGAUGACUAUAUAUUAAUUGCUUUC
Molecule: messenger RNA, 2083 nt
Organism: Camellia sinensis
Lineage: Eukaryota; Viridiplantae; Streptophyta; Magnoliopsida; Ericales; Theaceae
Product: laccase-17
Biological process (GO): lignin catabolic process
Cellular component (GO): apoplast
Molecular function (GO): hydroquinone:oxygen oxidoreductase activity; copper ion binding
Source: RefSeq, a predicted model, not a curated record